Messenger RNA from Pecten maximus, 4930 nucleotides. RefSeq names its product 5-hydroxytryptamine receptor-like. The record is from RefSeq and is a predicted model, not a curated record. NCBI's taxonomy places the organism in Eukaryota, Metazoa, Mollusca, Bivalvia, Pectinida, Pectinidae. Gene Ontology annotation, cellular component: membrane. Gene Ontology annotation, molecular function: G protein-coupled receptor activity. The coding region runs from base 1383 to 2756 and encodes 457 amino acids. The transcript is spliced from 2 exons. Gene Ontology annotation, biological process: adenylate cyclase-activating adrenergic receptor signaling pathway.
AGCAUGCCAGCUCAAGUCAUUCCGACACAGCAUCACCAGCACUAGCGGGAUGUCCGGCGCUAACGAACCAAUGGAUAAAAACACUGGCAUGCUAGCACAAAUACACAAGUGUGCUAUGUAACAUAUGUGGUCAAUUCAAGUUUGAAGCGGUGACGCGGCUGUGUAAUGAUUACGUACCAUAACACAGACACCCGCGUGCCGAACGGCAAUGAAAGCAUGUGACCUGCUAAUACCGCCUACUACACGUGGAGCUGAUGUCUGUGUUUAUAUAAACAGUAAAGGACAUUGUGACCAGGGAUUACAUGUAGGUCGGUCGUGUAGUUAGCCUCAUCACUGGUGCUAAUGUGUGUUCUACGUGAUAAAUUUGUGAUUAUUGUGAUCGAAACAAAUUAUUUGAAUCUUGGAGAUCUUCAAAGAUAUUUUGACCGGCAAUUAAAAAUGCUUUCGAUGAUUUCUUCAUGAUCUGUCCGUGACAGGGUCAGUUUGGCUUCGGUGCAUCACGAUGGGAAAGACACCCCCUGGGGCAGACCUACUCCAGCAGGACUGAUUCUGCGCAUGAAAGCACCUGACAUGGAUUUCUGUUUGAGGUGUCAAUGUACCAUCUGUGGUCGUGACCUUCGCCCGCGGUGGACCUGUUUUCAGCCACACGUCAUAAGCAGUAAGCGCGUGUGAAUUUGACUUUCUGAUCACUGUAUUUAGCGGCGCUCACCCUUGGACUGACUCUCAAAAGUUAAACAAUUCACGUGCGGAACCAAAAUGGCUGCCGAUGCGUGUUGAAAUGUGCUAUAUGUGGAAGUUUCUGUACGGAAGCUACGAUUUCAAGUUUUCUCAUCAGUACAAAGAGCGAAAACUGCAGGAACAAAUUUAAUAAAAACCUCCGGAAUUUAACAUCGACCUUCACGCGGACACGGGAAACGUUACCAUCAAAAGUUACAAGGAUAAUUAGUCGGCACAUGCUAGGACCACGACGAGAACGCGUUUGUUCAACACACAAUUUUGAAAGCGAAGCAGUUUUAUUUUCAUGAAAACGAAGAUUGAUUGGUCAUUAAUCGAUGACUAUUGAGAACACAUAAUUUUAUUUGGGGAAAGUUACUGUGCACUUUGACAAAUCUCAUGUGAUAUUUAUCGAAAUCAAACUUGGGGUGAUGUGUUUGGUGUGUAAUGUCAUUUCUCAGCAGGGUCUGAAAUUGAGCUCAAACAAUUCUACAAUUGGAAGUUGGAUACGCUGCAAAAUCUGUAGAAACUAAUUUAUUCCCAUUUAUCCCCACAAAAACAUUGACAAAGCAUCGAACAUUCCCUCUUAAUGGAACAUCAGUGCAGGUGUUGGUAGACAUUCUGAUUUAGAGAAUUUGAUUACUCUGCUAUCGGUCGCAAACGCAACCAUGUUUAUAAUGGGAUCUUUGCACCAGAAUGGUGCCAACGCUUCCAUACUGGGUGUGGUCGCCAGUGACACCUAUUCAAGUGUCACUUUGUCCACGGUCCCUGGCCAGAACGAGAGCACUACCGGAACGGAGUUUAAUUCUACAGCUUAUGAUCUGCUCGGUGGCAACAACGGAACGUCCGGAUUCCAGGGGUUCGGCCCACAAAUUAAGAGUUUAGAGCACCUCAUAACGACCUCUAUCAUUUUGGGUCUCAUGAUUCUCGCGACAAUCAUAGGUAACGUGUUUGUCAUAGCGGCCAUCAUCUUGGAGAAAAAUCUUCAUAACGUCGCUAACUAUCUCAUCCUUUCGCUCGCCGUGGCCGAUCUAAUGGUCGCCACUCUCGUCAUGCCAAUCAGUGUCGUUAAUGAAAUCAGUACUGUGUGGUUCCUCAGACCGGAAAUUUGUGAUAUGUGGAUUUCGUUUGACGUUUUAUGUUGCACUGCUUCUAUCCUCCAUUUGGUAGCUAUAUCUGUGGACCGAUACUGGGCUGUUACAAACAUUGACUAUGUAAGAAACAGGAGUGCAAAGCGGAUACUCUCUAUGAUAGCGCUCUCUUGGAUGGUGGGAAUGUGCAUCUCGAUCCCGCCAUUGUUCGGAUGGAAGGAGCCGGCUAACAGCCCCGUUCUGACGGGCACGUGUCUCAUAAGUCAAGACAUCGGUUACACUGUCUUCUCCACGUUCUGUGCCUUCUACGUUCCAACAUUAAUUAUGAUGAUCAUAUAUGCUAAAAUAUUCCAAGUCGCACGGAGACGAAUACGCAAGAAGAAUUUUAAUAAAAAAAGUUUGAAAAAGGCUGAAGAGAAAAUCAAAGCUGAGCACUCAUCUAAGAGCAAGCUGCUCUUCAACUCGCCUAAAUUCAACGGCCACAAUAGCAGUGAAAAUACGGAGAUAACUGUGGCUGAAACAUCUUGUAACGGCAUGGAAAAUUUAAAUGAUAAGAACGAAAACUCUAAAGUUAACACAAAUGGAUCGAACGGAUUCGAUGAUGCAAAAUCGGUAAUGCUUCCAAAAACAGUCAUCAAAGAGAAGGACAAACCAAAAAGGCAAAAAGAAAAAUUAGAAAUGAAAAGAGAACGGAAAGCCGCUAGAACUCUAGGCAUCAUUACGGGAGCGUUCAUUAUUUGCUGGUUGCCAUUUUUCAUCAUUGCACUUACUGCUCCCCUCGUUGGCAAGGCCGCUGAGGACAUCCCCGGGGAACUAUUUAGUUUUGUACUUUGGCUCGGAUAUGCUAACAGCUUGCUGAAUCCGAUACUUUAUACAAUUUUCAGUCCGGAGUUUCGUAAUGCCUUCCAGAAAAUUCUGUUCGGAAAAUACUCUAAAAAAUAUCGGAGAUGAAAAUCCGGAGGGCUGAAAUAUCUUAUUACUAAGUGCUGUUCAAUGGAAAUACGGUGACAAAUAGCUGAGGAAUUGUAGUCUUCAGUCAGGCUCUUCUUGGAAGUAACGGAUCUGGUCGGAUUAUGCAGAAUGCCGGAGCACUUGUGUUUCUGGUUCAGUUGAUGCUGGUUCAAAGUACAUGUGAUAUGAAUGAUAAUGUAUCCUAACGGAUUCGAACUUGUGUAGACAUACAGGUCUAUAAAACUCUAUAAAACAAUGGUAAGAUUACUAAUAUAUAUAUAUAACAUGCAAUAUUUGAUGUAUUAUGUCACAGAGGAACUCUCGACCUUGCAAAUGUGGUUCUUGUCAAUGUCUGUCUCCCUUGUUUACGUGGUAACAGUGCUAUGAAUACAACUGUGUUGCUGUAUACACCGCCUUAUUGAGUUCGAAAUACCAUUGCCGUCUAUGACAGACACCCAUAGAUGGCGCUACGUCUGUCAUUCGAGUCACAGGAAUCGUAUUGUAUUCUCGUAACGUCAUGACAUCGUAACAAGUCAUUUUCACACGAGAACGAGUUCAUAUUAUCUUCUAAACAUUAAUAGUCUCCGCUUAUAUUUGUUUGGCUGAUUUAUUUUUAAGAUGAUUUACUGACAACUUUACCUCUUUCGUUAGGGUAUUGUUGGAUUGUUAAAAUGUUAACAGUAGUAUAUUUUUGUCUGGACGAUAUGGCGUUUUGGAUGCACGCUUGAUGGAUUUAAUAGGUUUUUUGGGGCAAUGUUUUGUUUAAGUUAAGUUGCACGCUGAAGUUAUGAAUGUAGACAAUGUCGUGAUAUGACGCUGCACAAUGAUAUUUUCCCUUCGUGCUUUGUAAUUUUUAUUGCUAUUGUCAGGUUAAGCUCCACAUUUAACUAUUGAAUCAUUAUUUACCAUUGUCGCAUUCUAAAGCUAUUUUAUGAUUUGUAUAGGUAAUGUCACGUACACAAACUACGAAUCAAAGUAGAAUGUGUUUGUUGUUAUAUGACCGAUAUCGCGUUAGGAAAUUAUAAUUUGCAAUUCGUAUCUGCAAAUUCGCAUUGUGACAAAACUAAAGAAUAUAAUAAUAUUGAAACACACAAUUAAUAUGUCAUUAACUUCAUCUCAAGGUAAAGCGUUAAUUGUUAAAAGUUCUAAAUUACAUAUUCUAAUGUAUUGUGGCAUAAGAUAUUUAUCUUAAGCAAGGUUACGGGGUCCAAAAUCUAUUCUCUAGAAAUAGCAAAACAGCUUUAUGAAUACGUUAUAUCGAUUUUAUUAAUCUAACGAUAAACGGAAAUAUAUAAAAUCAUAUAUACAAUUGUUGUAUAUUUGUCUCACCCAGGACAUUUUCCUAUUCUUCAAUAUACAUGUUUUAUUGAUUAAAAGUCGUCUUAUUUUUAUUUUGAAAAUAGUAAGUCGAUUUGUACCGACUUGUGUGCCAAAUGGGGUUGAGUUUUCAAUGUUGCAUCCUGCUAGUAUAUAAUACACCUAUGGAGCUGUGUCGUGAUGUUGAUGAUUAUAUUCGGAAGGCCUCUGUUGUUGACUACACUGUUGUUUGUGGGCUGCAGUUACACAUGGGUAGUUUUGUUUGAAUGCACAAAAUAAACAAGUAUUUUUUUCCAGAAUAAAACGUCAUCGGAAUGAUGUCUUCCGAGUUGAUUAUCAUGUUGGUGCAAAUUUGGUAUCACUUAUCACCUUGGGGUAUAUUACCGAUUAUCAUUGUCCUAUAUAUAGGCCAAGCCGACCUUUCACUGUUAGAUAUUAUUACCCGAACGCUUGUUGUCCUCUUUCAGUUUCAAUAACAUCACUACUUUGAACAUGUAUUUCAAAACAAACCGGAUACAUAUACUGAUAAAUAUUUAGGAUGUUUGAUGAGUAUAACGGUAAUUACAUAUGAUUUUAUCGCAAAGAAAAUCAUUCGAGCUGAUAAUUAACCUUUAAUACAGCGAUACGUGAUAUUGUAUCCGCCUCGGAUAUGAUUAUACGGACCGGAAUUGUGUCCGGAUGUUUGGCCUGAGACACUGUUACCGAUUACCUUGUCUAGACGAAACAGCCUUUUCGUAUUAAUUAAUUAUAUCUUAGUUAUAGUCGCAUAUUAUGUCAUAAAAUAACAUCCAUCGUGACGUUGAUAUUUUUACAGCGCUUUGUAGACAUGCCAUCAGCCCCCCCCCCCCCCCCCCCCC